Serpula lacrymans var. lacrymans S7.9 is the source of this 3933-nucleotide messenger RNA. RefSeq lists its product as uncharacterized. The transcript has 3 exons. NCBI's taxonomy places the organism in Eukaryota, Fungi, Basidiomycota, Agaricomycetes, Boletales, Serpulaceae. Gene Ontology annotation, molecular function: protein binding. The coding region runs from base 1 to 3669 and encodes 1222 amino acids. The record is from RefSeq and is a predicted model, not a curated record.
AUGGUGUACUUUCGCCUGUGUACCAUAUCUGAUAGCGCUGCUUCGUCUGCCAAAGUGUCAGGCACGACAAUCGGUGAAGUACAAAUCUUGUUUGGUGACUUAUUGGCUAGGGGUAAUGAGAGCGACCCAGAAAUAUCGCUUCAGAUCCAGUCGCCAGGCCAGUCUUUACAACAAGGAGAACUAAUGCUCAAAGUGUUGCGUGUAAAUGAAAAGAAGUCGAUGGCUCAUCCAAGCAAGGAGGAAGGAAUAUCCGAGGUAAACAGUGGUAUCACGAUUCUGGCUACUUGGCUGAUCAGGAGCUCAGACAAGUCAUUGUCACGCGUGACACUGGCUGAGGAUUCCUGGACUCGCUUUGAGAAAACAAAUGGCCUCGAGGAUCUCGACAAAUCUAUCAAUUAUGGACGCCAAGCUCUGGAUUCUUGCCCUAGACAUCACCAUUACGAUAGGGUCCUGGGGAACCUCGCGAUAGCUCUCCACCAUCGCUUUACACGACAAAUUGAUAUAAAAGAUCUCAACGAAGCUAUCGUACACUACAAGCUUUUCCUCGAAAAAAAUUCUCCAGAACAUUGCAGGUACUCACUGGUGCUAGUAAACCUCGCCAUUGCCCUUCAGACUCGUUUCGACGUACGAGGCAGUCUACCAGAUCUCAAUUUGGCCAUCGAGUAUUAUGAAGGUGUUCUAAAGAUUCGUCCUCUUGGGCAUCGUGGUCAUGUGGAUUCGCUGCUGGAUCUUGCAACGGCUCUUAGCACACGCUUCAAACGAAGCUCUAACAAAUCAGAUUUGGAUCAAGCUAUCGAGCACUAUGAUAACGCACUCAAAUUGUGUGUACCGGGACAUAAUCGUCACCCUGCUGCUCUCAUGGCCUUUUCCAAUUCUCUUUUGAGUCGAUUUGAAGUGGCAGGAGAUAUGCGAGACGUAGAUUUUGCUAUUUUGCACCUCAACAGUAUUCUGGAUCUACUCCCGUCAGAACAUCCCAAUCUCCCUAGUGCGCUGCUGAACGUCUCUGGAGCUCUAGUCGCUCGCUACAAGAAGCGCGGUGGUAUACAAGAUGUGGAUCAGGCCAUUGAUCACCUGAAGAGAGCAGCACUAUUGUAUCCUCCCGGACACCAUAGUCUCUCCAAUGUGCUUAUGAGCACAGGUAACGCACUUUUGAUUCGUUCUGGAAAGCAAGGCGACCAGCAAAUCGUAAAUCAAGCCAUCGAGUACUACUCAACUGCAGUAAAGCUCCGCCCUCGGGGACACCCUAACAGAUGUAAUGCCCUUUCGGGUCUUGCAACUGCGUUUCAGUCUCGUUUUGAGUUACUAGGUAACUUCCAAGAUUUGGAUUUAGCAAUCGAGCAUCAUGAGAACUCGGUAGAGUUAUAUCCACCUGGACACAUAAAUCAUCCGAGGGCUCUUAUGAAUUUAGCCAACGCUCUACAAAGUCGGUUCGAGCACCUCCGGAGUGUGCACGAUCUGGAUCAAGCCAUCGUCUACCAUAGUAAUGCGCUGGAACUUCGCCCGCUAGGACAUCCAAGUCGUUUCAAGGCACUGAUGAAUUUCGCCACUGCUCUGGAGUCUCGAUUCGACCUGCGGGGUGACAUUCGAGAUCUUGAUAGAGCCAUAGAGUAUUAUGAAUACGUAGUUGAGUCCUAUUUCGCAGAGAAUCCCAAUCGUCCCAAGGCUCUACUGAACCUUGGCAGUGCACGCGUAACUCGCUUCAAGAAACUGCGCGAUGAGGGGGAUCUCACUCGUGCCAUCAAAGAUGGUGAGGAUGCACUCCGACAUCCAUCGUUGAGCCUUCCUCUCCGCGCAUCAUUUCUUCUGCAACUCGUCGAUGCACUUCUUGCUCGCUUCGAGUUACACCAAAACGCUAUUGAUCUUCACAACGUUUUUUCACACUUGCACUCCGCUUUCAAAUGUCUACCGACGGGGCACCCGCGGCUGUAUCUUGUCUACAGGCUAUUUUCUGCCGCAUAUUUUGUGCGGUAUACAGUUACCCAUGACCUCGCCGAUCAACAACGAGCCUUUGACUACAUUAAGUCCGCAUCAACUCAUCCUUCCGCGGGCUCCCACAAGCAGCUAACCUCUUGUAUGCGUUGGAUAUCGAAAGCGGAAAGUCUCGGCCACCCAUCCGCGUUAGAGGCACAUAGUACAUCAUUGAAUAUCCUUGAUCGACACGUAAUAGCGACCUCCACGAUUACAUCGCGUUACCAGACACUCAAGUCUUUACGUCGUUCUUUCGCUGCUGAUUCUGCUUCAUGUGCAAUUCGUGCAAAUGAGAUAGAACUUGCGGUUGUAUUGCUGGAGCAAGGGAGGGCUUUGUUAUGGACGCAACUGUCAAGGUUUCGGACAUCUCUAGAUGAUCUUCAAUGUACCGGUGGUCGUGAAGCACAGUUAGCGGUUACGCUUCAGCAGCUUGGCAGAGAACUAGAAAGGGGGGGCUCCAGCUUAGGCCCACAUGGUGCUCUGGUCGAAUCGUGUUCAUCGCUGGAGGCGGGUGCUCGCCGCUAUCGAAAGCUAUCAGCGCAAUGGGAAAACACAGUUCAAGAGAUACGUCAACUUGAGGGCUACGUUCAUUUCCUUAUGCCAACUCCUUUUGACGAAUUAAAAAAGGCAGCUGACAAAGGUCCAAUCAUUAUCGUAAACAUUAGCCGGUAUCGUUGCGAUGCCAUCGUCGUGCUCGGCUCCGGGAAGCCUCAUGUUGUUCCCCUCGUUCAAAUCACUCUCGAAGAUGUUUCCCAAUUGUCACAAGAGUUUGGCGCAGCGCUGAAGAUGUCCACAGCUGCUGGCGAGGAGAAGAUAAGAGAAAACCAAAUCAUACGUGUGUUGCGACAAUUGUGGGAUCUCAUUGUGUAUCCUAUCGUCAACAAACUCAAAGCCUUGGAGGCCGAUGUCCCACUAGGUUCGCGUAUCUGGUGGUGCCCGACUUCAAAGCUUGCUUCACUUCCACUUCAUGCAGCAGGACCAUAUCGUAUGGGUGAACAGAAUUUGCCUCACCUCUUCGUUUCUUCAUACACUCCAACAUUAUCGGCACUCAUUCGGUCGAAGAAGGACAAGUCAACUGUUUCCGAGUCGAAACGUGCCUUUUUGGCAGUUGGACAAUCAAACCCCUACGGGACUAGCUGCGAGAGUGAUCUCCAGUCAGUGAGUGUUGAGCUCGAAGCUGUCCGCCGCAAGGUCGUAUCAUCGCCUAUGCAAGCGCGCUACUCACAGCUAAUCGGAGACGAAGCCACUGCUGGAGCUGUAAUGAAUGCAUUUCGCAAGCAUGGGUGGAUCCAUCUCGCAUCACAUGGGAAGCAAGACAUGUUGCAACCUUUCGAGUCUAAUUUUGCUCUUCGUGAUAAACCUCUUCGCCUUCUGGAUAUCAUACACGCCGAACUGGAGCACCCAGAAUUCGCAUUUUUGUCUGCGUGUCACACUGCCGUGGGUGACAAGGAUACACCCGAUGAGGUUAUCCAUCUUGCCGCUGGCGUGCAGUUCUCAGGGUUUCGAAGCGUUAUUGGAACAAUGUGGGCAGUAGAUGACAAGACUGUGCCCCAUGUGGUGUCCGAGUUUUAUAAUCAUCUUAUAGGUAGUAAUGUCGAUUGCACUAACGCUGCGCUAGCAUUGCACAAGGCUGCAAAAACCGUUCGGAAGUUUCAGGUUCCGCUAGACCAAAGGAUCGUCUUCAUCCAUAUUGGAGCUUAAAUUGCUAGAUUAACAACAAUAGUGGAAAAUAUGUAGAAGAUAUUAGCUCCAAUUUCCCGACAGAUAUGAUGGAUCUCAAACGCUCUACUAUAUAUAUGAAACUGGGACGUUCGACUGUCAGAAGUCACUUUAGCAAUAGACUAGGAAUUUGAUCCUAGGCAGAACUCACACCGAGUAGGCAUAUGAUAUCGAUCUAUGAUAUUACUUCAAUGGAGAUAAUAACAAUGGGAUGCAAGAGAUAUAAAACUACUACGUCUCAGUCUC